Molecule: messenger RNA, 1899 nt
Organism: Tachysurus vachellii
Lineage: Eukaryota; Metazoa; Chordata; Actinopteri; Siluriformes; Bagridae
Gene: plp1b
Product: proteolipid protein 1b
Exons: 7
Coding region: 512-1288 (258 amino acids)
Biological process (GO): central nervous system myelination; axon development
Cellular component (GO): myelin sheath; plasma membrane
Molecular function (GO): structural constituent of myelin sheath
Source: RefSeq, a predicted model, not a curated record
AUGAGACAGCAGGACAGAUCUUACUUCUGAUCAAUGAUUUUUUUUUUGAGUCUGGAACAUCUCGCUUCACAGUGGAACGUUCUCUGGUGCAUCAGGACCAGGUGAACAUAUCUAGACCACCUAUGAGCGAGUUUGGAGCAGAACCAAGGCUAGAGACUAGAAAAUUCUUGUGAUGCCUCAGGAGGGACAGAGUCUAGAACAUUCUCCUGUGUUUCUGGAGCAUUAGGAACAUUCUUCUGAACUGAUUUUCCAGGUCUAAAACAUUUUCUGGGUUAUUUGGAUAAAACUGUGGCUGAAGAUAAAACACUGUUUGGACCACUGAAGAUACAUCUAGAACCUUCUCCCUGCAAGCUUUGUUUUGAACACUUUGUGGAGCACUGGAGUGUUUUCUGGAGUGUCUGUGCUGAGUUUAGGACAUUCUGCAGUGAAGCAACUGGAGAAGUGAAGCAGAAUCGAGAACAUUGUCCUUUUUAGCUGAAGUGUAGAAGGUUCUCGCUCCUCCUUGGUGAAGAUGUUGCCGAUGAAGCAACCCUGGCUGUGUAAAGUUUUAGGUUGCUAUGACAGCUGUGUGCGUUGCCUUGGCGCCGUGCCGUACAUCACUCUGAGUGGCACACUGCUGUGUUACGCCGGAGUCGCGCUCUUCUGCGCUGGAGCACACGAGGCCCUUACACACACACACACACUUGUCCACACACACUUUGCCCGUGCCGAACACGACUUUGAGGUGCUCGCUGACUUUAUCAAAUAUUUUCAGUAUGUAAUUUAUGGUCUGGCGUCGUUCUUCUUCCUGUACGGGAUUUUAUUGCUUGCUGAGGGAUUUUAUACCACGAGCGCCGUCAAGCAAACCUUUGGAGAAUUCCGGAGUACGAAGUUCAGCCGCUGCCUCAGCCUCACCUUCCUCAUCGUUACUUACGUCUUGGCGGUGAUUUGGCUCGUCGUGUUUGCCUUCUCUCUGAUUCCUGUCUACUUCCUGUUCAACAUGGCUGAGACGUGUCACACUGUCCACAUCCUGUCUGAGACCACAACCAGCUUAAACCAGCACGGCUGGGUGUGUGUGGACCCUCGGCAGUUCGGUCUGCUCCCCUGGAAAGCUACACCAGGUAAAGUGUGUGGCAUGACUAUGGCCAACAUCUGCAAAGAACCUGAGUUCUACAUGACCUAUGACCUUUAUAUCACAGCCUUUGCUGGAGCUGGAGCUACACUUCUUGGCCUGAUCCUCUAUAUCAUAGCUGCCACCUAUAACUAUGCUGUUCUGAGGUUUCUUGGCAGUAAGGGGAUCCGAUGCUAGACACAGCAUCAUUAGGCAUGCUGUUGCGAGACGCAUCGUUGCCAGGCAACACAUCUCAUCUCUGAUGCGUGCUGCUGCUCUUGCUGUUGCGUUGUCACGGAGACCGUGUCCAUGGGGGAUCCGCUAAAGAGGACCAUGAAGUGCAAAACAAACAUAGUGUGAAAAACAGUGAGAUUAACCUGACUCACACUGAGUGAAGUUUAAAUAUUAAACUGUUAACCAAUCAGCACACAGCAGGGGCGGAGCCUCCUCCCCAUCAUGUCUCCAUAACACCUCUCUGCAUCUGUUUAUCAAAAAAUGUUAUACAAUUUAAUCUUUAUACAUUUACCCAUCUGUCUGUCUUCUGUCCCUCCAUUUCUGUCUUUAUCUCUCUCUCACACACACACACACACACACACGCAAAUUUCUAACACAUUUAUAACCCUGUGUGUGUGUGUGUGUGUGUGUUCUCCAAUGGUGCUACAUGAUUGUAUUAAUAUAAAUGAAUAAAUGUGUAACAGUAAUACACACUGUACAUGUUUAAUCACACUGUGUGGGUUUCUGUUAAUCUGCUACACAACUCGGAGUGUGUUACACUGUAAAAUAUCUCACAAUAAACAUGUUUAAUCCAA